Molecule: messenger RNA, 678 nt
Organism: Salvia splendens (bonfire salvia)
Lineage: Eukaryota; Viridiplantae; Streptophyta; Magnoliopsida; Lamiales; Lamiaceae
Exons: 1
Coding region: 1-678 (225 amino acids)
Source: RefSeq, a predicted model, not a curated record
AUGGUCACCAGGAAGAGAGAUGCUACAAUUGAUGUGGCUAGUAUGUUCAAAGAUGUGGAAGUCAAGGUGCCACUUUUGACGGCGUUAAAGAUGCCCCCGAUUAGCAAAUUAAUCAAGGACUACCUGGCAGGGAAGGUCAAUGAGGAGGGCAGAAUGAUUGCAAAUGAAAAUGUGUCCGCAAUGAUCCAGCGGAGCGACCUCCCGUCAAAUAAGACUGAUCCGGGAAUGUUCACGCUCCCGAUUUCAAUCGGAGAUACUCAAGUGAAGCACGCCAUGUGCGAUUUGGGGGCGUCUAUCAAUGUUCUACCGUACUCCAUCUAUAAGAAGCUGGGAGAGGCCAGACUCGUCGAUACUGAUAUAAUGAUACAGUUGGCCGACAGAUCGUGUAUUCACCCCGAGGGAAUUCUGGAAGAUGUGAUCGUGAAGGUGAAUAACUUUCUGUACCUAGCUGAUUUUUUCAUAAUCAAGACGACAGAGCCAGUCGCAAAGGAGUCAAGUGGAGUCCUACUGGGAAGACCGUUCCUGUCUACGACCAGCACCAUAAUAGACGUCCGUAAUGGGACGAUCAACUUGGACUUCAAUGGAGAGCAGUUCACGUUCAAUAUUGAUGAAGCUAUGAAAAGGGCAGCAGACAGCGAGAACGUGUACUCAGUAGACGUGACUGAACCAUUAGUAUAG